AGUCAAACAGGUCGGACCAAGUCCCACAGGAUGGACUCUGACAGAAAUCAACAGGGCGGAGGACUUUAAAGUUGUUUAUGUGUUUAAAUAUAUGUAUUUUUCACUGCUAUAGUCAUUCAAUUUAGAGAAGACGCGCGCGCGACAGAGAGCAGGUAGGCUAUGGCACAUCAAGCCGCAACAUGACCGACAGGGAGUUCAUUCAGAGAGUUUCGCGCGUGUGUAUUGGAGUUUGUUAACGGGAGCGAGCAGAAGACAGGGGAGUAAGGUUAGACGCGCACUAGGUAAGUUAGUACGGUUCUAGAGUUUAAAGAGGAAAUCUCUUUGGGUUGUCUUCCGUGCGUAAACGUGCCUUCCGCGGGCGAUGCCGCCGGUGGCUCCCUGGCGCACAGGACUGCUGCUCAGCUUCCUGUGUUCCUGCGCAUGUCUGGAGAAAGAGUGCGUCCUUGGCAUGGUGGGGCGGCCAGUGUCCCUGCCCUGCGUCUACCCCCAGUUAUUACCCUUUGUGAAUGUUUCCAUUGAGUGGAGGAGAGGUGAAAAAGUAGUGCUCAAAUCAGUGUGGAAAAAGGAUGGGGAUGUGGAGGAAUGGAGCAUUAACAGGGCCACAACCCCAGCGGACGCAGCCCUGACUGGGGACGUCUCUCUGCAGCUGCCCACAGUCGGUCCCACAGAACACAACACCUCCUACAGUCUCCUGGUCACUGCAGGGGCCAGUCAGAGCACCGAGCUGUGCACCGUGUGCCUCAGGACAGCAGCCAGUUUCAGCUCCCCACUUCUGCAGAGGGAAGAGGCCCAGCAGGGAGAGGAGGCGGCCUUCUUGUGUCACUCCACUGGGGGGUUUCCUGAACCGGCAGUAUACUGGCUCAUCAACAACACAGAGGAGCCCCCCGAAGGCUCAGUGAGGACCCUGGCAACCUCACACCCAGACUCCCGUCUGUACAACAUCACAAGCUACCUGACGGCCAACAUUUCCCAAGACGCCAGCGUGUCGUGCAUCGUAGAGAACCUGAUCAUAAACCAAAACUUGACAUCUACAGACUAUGGAGUAAAGGGCAGCCCUGUGGGGAGUCGAGCGUUCGAAGCCUUGUGGAUGUUCAGCACGGCUCUCUGUGUGGUGGUCGGGGCCUUGGUGCUGGCAGGGGUCCUCUAUCAGAUUCACCUGGACAGGAAGAAGAACCAGUACCCAGAGCAGCGCCCUAACAGAGGAUACAAACGUCGACGUCCAGACGAGGAGGAGGCCGAGGAGAUGAAGCCGGAGGGAAAGGAGACUGAUUUGUGAGACAAAUCCUCGUUAACGGUCACCUUUCUGACCUCACGCAAAUACAGCGUUGGCUUGUAAAUAUGGAGUUUUUGUGACUGCUGGGUUCACCACGUCAAUAUUCAAAACAAGUGGUGGGUCCUAUGUAGAUAUAAGUAUAGUGUCUACAAUUGACCUCCUGUGUAGUCUUUCCGUUUGAUGCACACUCCCUUUCUUCUUGUUGUGGUUUAAUAAAAAUAAUUAAACCCA
Etheostoma cragini (Arkansas darter) is the source of this 1504-nucleotide messenger RNA. RefSeq names its product T-lymphocyte activation antigen CD80-like. Gene Ontology annotation, biological process: cell surface receptor signaling pathway; immune response; negative regulation of T cell proliferation. NCBI's taxonomy places the organism in Eukaryota, Metazoa, Chordata, Actinopteri, Perciformes, Percidae. Gene Ontology annotation, cellular component: external side of plasma membrane. The coding region runs from base 362 to 1276 and encodes 304 amino acids. The record is from RefSeq and is a predicted model, not a curated record. The transcript is spliced from 5 exons.